CUCAACCCUGUCUCUCACUCAUCACCGAAGAAAAACUUCUCCAUUCUCGUCGCCUCUUCUGGGACUAGCCGUCGUCUAUCAGCUUCUCCAUUUUUUUUCAUCCAAUUCUCAGUUGACCGGCCUAUUCCUUCUUCGUUCAGCCUCGCUUCCAACGUCUUCUCCGCCUUCCCGCUUUCCCCCCUGCGUCCGCAUCAUGUUCUUUACCUGACACUUGCCCACCCCAUUCUCUUCCUCUACUCUACCUAUUCUCUCACCCUUCGCAUACACCCAGCUUACUUGGAUAUCUGCGCGACUCGUUAGAAAUAUUUCAGCAUGAGGUUCGGGGAGCACCUCCGAUCGUCCAUGAUCAAGGAGUACUACUGGUACUACAUCGCCUACGAAGAACUCAAGAAAGCUCUGAAGACCCGAUAUGUCACGGAGCCCACUCCCGAAAAUGCCAGCCCCGAUCGCCAGCCCUGGUCGGAAGACGACGAGAAGCACUUCGUGACGCUGCUGGAGAGCGAAUUGGACAAGGUCUUCAACUUCCAGCGGAUCAAGAGCGCCGAAAUUGCUCGUCGCAUCCAGGCGAGCGAACAAGAGGUCAACGAUGUCGUCUCGCGCCUUGAGGCUGCCACCAGUGCCCGUUCCGACAGUGUCUCCCACAACCGACCCAACCGCAGUCCGCCCUCAGACGACGAUUUCCUAGUGCUCGAGCAGGCCUUGAGCGACAUCAUCGCCGACGUACAUGACCUGGCCAAGUUUACGCAAUUGAACUAUACGGGGUUUCAGAAAAUCAUCAAGAAGCAUGAUAAACAAACGGGGUGGCAUCUGAAGCCAGUAUUCGCUGCGCGCCUCAAUGCCAAGCCAUUUUUCAACGACAACUAUGAUGCGCUAGUGGUUAAAUUGUCCAAGCUCUACGAUCUUGUGCGGACCAAGGGUAACCCCGUCAAGGGUGAUUCUGCGGCCGGUGGAAGCCAGCAGAACUUUGUCCGUCAAACCACCAAGUAUUGGGUACACCCAGACAAUAUCACCGAGCUCAAACUGAUUAUCCUCAAGCACCUUCCCGUUCUAGUCUUCAACCCAAGCAAAGAGUUUGAGGAGAAGGACGCUGCUAUUUCCUCUAUUUAUUACGACAACACUGAUACCUGGGAACUAUACCAAGGUCGCCUGAAGAAGACCGAAGGUGCGGAGGCUAUCAGAUUGCGUUGGUAUGGUGGCAUGGAGAGCGAUCAAAUCUUCGUGGAGCGCAAGACCCACCGGGAGGAUUGGACUGGAGAGAAGUCGGUCAAGGCGCGUUUCUCGCUGAAAGAGAAGCAUGUCAACGACUACCUGGCUGGUCGCUUGACGGUGGAACAAAUCUUCGAGAAGAUGCGCAGGGAAGGUAAGAAGAGCGAGGAGGAAAUCGCCAACCUCGAGCAAUUGGCGCGGGAAAUCCAGUAUCGAGUCAUCACGCGACGACUUGUACCAGUCACCCGAUCUUUCUACCACCGCACAGCCUUCCAACUUCCCGGAGACGCUCGUGUGCGUAUCUCUCUUGAUACUGAGUUGACAAUGGUUCGAGAGGACAACCUUGACGGUCGCCGCAGAGCUGGCGACAACUGGCGUCGCAUGGACAUUGGUGUUGAUUAUCCGUUCUCACAACUGCCCCCUGAGGACGUGGAGCGUUUUCCUUAUGCCGUCUUGGAAGUCAAGCUACAAACACAGGCGGGCCAGGAGCCACCCAAGUGGAUCAGGGAGCUGACAGCUAGCCAUCUGGUCGAAGCUGUUCCGAAGUACAGUAAAUUUAUUCACGGCACGGCCACGCUAUUCCCUGACCGCAUCAACCUUUUGCCAUUCUGGAUGCCGCAGAUGGACGUCGACAUCCGCAAGCCAGCCACCCGCCAGUUUGGAAUCACACGUCCGCUGCCCAGCACGUCAUUAUCCGCGACAGAAACUCCGGAAGACGAGAUCUCGGAGGAUGAGGAUGAGAGCGCAGGCCAGUGGCCGAAUGGUGUGCAUCGAGUCGAGGCUGCCGAUGCUGACCACCAUGCGCUGUUCGCAGACUCAGAUGGCAAUGCGCUAGACAUCGAAGAACGCAUCGCCGCUCUACCGCUUCCAGGCGACGAGGAUUACCCGCUAUAUGACUCGGAUCAAGAGUCAUCAAUCGACUCGGAUGAAUUGGAAGAAGCUCGUCGGGUCGGUGGCACAUACUACUACAAGCAGCUGGCCAAAUACUACACCGAGCACGCCGGCUCUAUCUUAAUCCAUGUCCUCAAAUCCCUCAUCCCCCGACCUACGCCCACCAGUCUCCCAGCACCCGAGCAAAGCGGAAUCGCCGUCAUCGGCAACAAGCGUACUGUCAAGCGGUUCCACGCUCCCAAAGGCAAACGAAUCCACGUGCCCGUCCGUGUCGAGCCCAAAGUCUACUUCGCCGCCGAGCGCACCUUCCUCUCGUGGCUCGAGUUCUCCAUCCUCCUCGCCACCAUCGCCGCCACCCUCCUCAACUUCGGCGACGACUACAUCACCUUCGCCUCCUCGUGGGCGUUCACCAUUUUGGCUUCGCUGUCGCUGAUCUACAGUCUGAUGCUGUACAUCUGGCGCGUUGACAAGAUCCGCAAGCGCCGCGACGUCAAGCGCGUGUACUACGAGAAGUGGGGCCCCACCGUCGUCGGGCUGGGCCUGGUAGCCAUCGUCAUGGUCAACUUCGGGCUCCGUGUCCGGCAGCAAGGGUUCUUGGCCAAGGAUGGGCCCGGGGGUCUCGACCUUGACUUCGAUGUCACCCCUCCUCAUGGUGGGGAGUUGUAACCUGCUACAUGAGCUUGGGCACAACACUCUCCGACUGAGUAUUUUGGGCUCUAGUAGCUGUGAUUUGAUGUUAUUCUCUGGCUUAGUAGGAUGAUGACGACGAUGAAGAGGCUAUAUAUCAUGAUGACUUUUUUUUUGCCGGCGAGUCUUGGUUUGUUCUCGUUGUUAUGUGUUCUGGCUGAUUGAUCGAGGGAAGAAGGGGAAAAGAGAAUUUCAGUGUCGAUUUGCGAUCGGCAAGUGUGUGAGUCAGCGAUUGGUUGAUGAAGUGUAUACACCUAUCCAUGUCAUGUGUUUCCCAGUCAUUCGUCGCUGCAUGUGCAUGUGCAUGUGCCUGUUUGUUGUUUUUGUUUUUGGUCCGAUUGUUGAUACCAUACUCUGCUAUACCACCGUCUGGAGUGACGAUAAAUUGAUAUAUGAUUGGAU
Molecule: messenger RNA, 3186 nt
Organism: Aspergillus brunneoviolaceus CBS 621.78
Lineage: Eukaryota; Fungi; Ascomycota; Eurotiomycetes; Eurotiales; Aspergillaceae
Gene: vtc4
Product: putative vacuolar transporter chaperone (Vtc4)
Exons: 5
Coding region: 313-2763 (816 amino acids)
Biological process (GO): microautophagy; vacuole fusion, non-autophagic; polyphosphate metabolic process
Cellular component (GO): fungal-type vacuole membrane; vacuolar transporter chaperone complex
Source: RefSeq, a predicted model, not a curated record